This is a messenger RNA of Aplosporella prunicola CBS 121167, 1155 nucleotides long. RefSeq lists its product as uncharacterized. The transcript is spliced from 3 exons. Gene Ontology annotation, cellular component: peroxisome. The coding region runs from base 1 to 1155 and encodes 384 amino acids. Gene Ontology annotation, molecular function: L-serine:pyruvate transaminase activity; L-alanine:glyoxylate transaminase activity. Lineage: Eukaryota; Fungi; Ascomycota; Dothideomycetes; Botryosphaeriales; Aplosporellaceae. The record is from RefSeq and is a predicted model, not a curated record.
AUGUCCACCCAAGAAGCUCACCCCGCCCUCCUCAUCCCGGGCCCCAUUGAGUUCGACGAUGCUGUCCUGCAGGCUAUGAGCCACUACAGUGAAUCCCAUGUUGGUGCACAAUUCGUCUCAGUCUUCGGCGAGACCCUCACCAUGCUCCGCAAGCUCUUCCAGAACACCGACCCUGCAGCUCAGCCGUUUGUCAUCUCCGGCUCUGGGACGCUUGGUUGGGACCAGGUCGCGGCGAAUUUGGCGGAGCCGGGUGAUGACGUCUUGGUACUCCACACCGGCUACUUUGCCGAUUCCUUUGCGGACUGCUUCGAGACGUAUGGCGCCAAGCCCACCCAGCUGAAGGCCGCCAUUGGUGACAGACCUCAGCUGGACGAGAUCAAGAAGGCGCUGAAGGAGAAGAAGUACAAGAUCAUCACCGUGACCCAUGUCGACACCUCGACUGGUGUACUUAGCGAGAUCAAGGGUCUCUCUGAGCUGGUUCAUAGUGUUAGCCCAGACACCUUGGUUGUUGUUGAUGGCGUGUGCAGUGUUGGCUGUGAGGAGAUCCGUUUCGACGACUGGGGCAUCGAUGUUGUCCUCACCGCUAGCCAAAAGGCCAUUGGCUGCCCUGCUGGUCUCAGCAUUGUCAUGGCUUCCGGCCGUGCGAUUGAGACUUUCAAAAACAGAAAGACCAGGCCUGCUUCCUACUUUGGCUCGUGGAAGAACUGGCUCCCUAUCAUGCAAAACUACGAAGCACAGAAGGCUUCCUAUUUUGCGACUCCUUCGCCGCAACUCGUCCGUGCCCUUCACACCUCACUCACACAGAUUCUCUCGUCGCCUCUAGAGGAGCGUUUUGCUCGCCACCGCGACGUGUCCAAAAAGAUCAAGGACACAGUCACUUCUUUGGGACUGAAGCAGCUGGCCUCCAAGCCAGAAAACCAAGCCAAUGGCAUGACUGCCAUCUACCUGCCGGAAGGCGUCGCUGCGCCGCAGAUCUUGCCCAACCUAUUGAAAAAGGGCGUCAUCUUUGCCGGUGGUCUUCACAAGGAGAUUGCGACUAAGUAUGUCCGCUUCGGGCACAUGGGAGUCAGUGUCACAGAUCCCAACAGAACUGACAUUGACCGUGCUCUUGAUGCGCUCAAGGAGGGUCUGGCUGAAGUUGGCUACAAGGCAUAG